Messenger RNA from Homalodisca vitripennis (glassy-winged sharpshooter), 477 nucleotides. Its product is annotated as transcription factor Adf-1-like. The record is from RefSeq and is a predicted model, not a curated record. Gene Ontology annotation, biological process: regulation of transcription by RNA polymerase II. Lineage: Eukaryota; Metazoa; Arthropoda; Insecta; Hemiptera; Cicadellidae. Gene Ontology annotation, cellular component: transcription regulator complex; nucleus. The transcript has 2 exons. Bases 1 to 477 code for a protein of 158 amino acids.
AUGGCGGCUAUAAAAGCGGAGGAGCUGAUCGAAAGUGUAAGAAACUUUCCAGUUUUGUAUGAUCAGACUCAAGAACAAUAUAGAAACUCUGACUAUAAGGAUAUUAUUUGGAAAAAAGUUGCAAAGGAAUUGAACGUAGAAGGACAAGAGGAGGAAUGUAAAAAGAAGUGGAACGGAAUUCGAGACAGUCUGCGAAGAGCUAGACAGAAAAGGAAAACCAAAUCUGGACAGGCGGGAACAUUAACCAAUAAAUACAAAUUUGAGUCCAUCCUUGAAUUCUUGAUUCCUCAUCUCGGUGAACGGAAAGGCCUAAGUAAUGUUCCUGAUGAAGAGGACAUAAGUGAUGAAACUCAACUCAAUGACUCUCAUCAGCAGAACUCCACCAAGGAGUCACAAGAUGUCAAUGGCAUUGAACCUCAGGAGAGUGUAGAAUCCGUGUCGUUGCUAACACCUACAACUCCAGCAAGUCGACCAUAG